AUGAAACCUCCAGGAUUUGCUUGUCUGAUUUUCUCGUACACGGAGGUGUGGUUCUACUGCGUAGCUUCAUUGACUGGUCUAUCCACAGCUAUGUGCGUACCCGCCUUAUUUCUGGUAGUAAUCGUGGUGGUGAGCAUAUUGUGCGCCCGUUAUUUCCACAACAGACAGGAAAUGAAGCCUUGUUUGUACUUCAAAAAGUCUAGAAUCAGUAUGGUCAUUAAAAAAGGAUGCAAGGGAUUGAAUCAAGAUUACAAACCCACAUAUUGGGCGACCAACCGACAUCUUCAGACGAUUCUGCCUUGGAUCUGGUGGCAGGACGAGUUAGAAUUUAAGCGCGAAUAUUUGCAAAUGGAGGAUAAAGGAGUCAUUGCUUUGGACUGGUUAGAGGUUGAUGACGACAAAUCUAUAAAAAAAGUUAGUCCUAUAAUGCUGCUGAUUCCUGACUUAACAGGUGCAGCCGCAGAUUUAGCAGCUGCGUGCACCGAGGCUUUGGCGCGAAAAUUUCGCCCAGUGGUGUUCAAUCGCCGUGGGCAUGGUGGAACCUUGCUUUCAACUUAUCGAUUUCAAAGCUUUGGAGACGCAAGUGACUUGGAAGAAGCUAUUCAAUUCAUCACUCAUAUGUAUCCAUAUGCAGAGAUCUUUGCAAUCAGUUUUUCUACCGGGUCUGGACUGUUAUUAUCAUAUCUGGGUGAAGCAGGUGCGACCAGCAAACUCAAUGCGGCGGUUUGCAUUUCGCCAUGUUUCGAUGCCGAAGCGCUUUUCAAGUCUAAUAGUUUACCAGAGCCGUACAACUGGCUUUGGACGUUUAAACUGAAAUCAGUUUUGCGCCAGCACCCUUGCUUAGGCAACGUGAUAAAUUAUAACCUUGCUCUACAAAGCACUAGCAUUAAAGAGCUGGAUGAGAGAGUUUAUGUUAAGCUUAACCAGUAUAACUCGUUGGAAGAGUAUUGGAGGUACAACGACCCUAUGAGGAACAUAACAAACAUAUCAGUGCCAGUGCUAUGUGUAAGUGCACUCGAUGACCCUAUUUGUCCAAAAGAAACUAUACCGUUCAGUCUUUUCAAAACUUCAAACAAUUUAUUUCUAGUUACAACAGACAAGGGAGGUCACUGUGGAUUUUUAGAGGAUUUUUUCCCUUCUUCUUGGGCGAAUAAGCUCGGAUGUGAAUAUUUAGAGACCGUGUUUAAUCAAGGAGUACCCAAACAACCCGAGGAAAAUCACGUGCAUUUUUUCCCAGAAUUCAACGGUACGAGAAAUCGAAGUUAUACAACAUAA
Messenger RNA from Porites evermanni, 1275 nucleotides. The record is from the annotation of a GenBank genome assembly. Lineage: Eukaryota; Metazoa; Cnidaria; Anthozoa; Scleractinia; Poritidae.